AUGGAGGACGAUUUGCAAAGGGAGAUUGACAAAUUUAAUAAUAGUGACGAUGAAUGGAUUUGGGAGAUAGAUGAUGAUGCAAUUUUUUAUUCGGAUAAAAGUUUUUUGCGUUUAAUUGAUGAUGAUGAUGAUGAUGAUGAUGAUUGGAUUUGGGAGAUAGAUGAUAUACAAGUUGGUUCGGGUGGACGAAAACGAGAUUUUGAUGAGAUGAAUAAUGAUGAACAAAUUGGAGGACAAGAUAAUGUAAACGAGGGGGCUAGUACAAGUACGAAUACGGGACAGAACAAAACGAACAAUGUUUCUAAUUAUGUAAUAGAGAAGAUUAAUGAGAUUAAAUCAAAGAAGUUUAAAACUAAAGGUAUUGAUUACAGAGUUCGUUUUAGUAAUGAGAAUGAAGAACUCAAUAUUAUUCAGGAGUAUGAACGCACACAGGAAAUCUUUGAACAAUUAAUUAACGACAUUACUAAUGGAAUGAAAGAGAACGAUCAAGUACAUUUUGUUUUACGUACACCUCAAUUAAGUAAACCUAUAUCAUUACCAUUUAUGCAAGUUUCUCGUUUUACUCCUGAGAGGAUUUUUUCUCAGGUUGAACGUGUGGUACAAUCCAAUCAACAUUUCAAUUUAAAUGAUACGGUAAUUGCAGAUAUUGUUCAUGUUGAGAUGCCAUCGGGGUCAGGAAAUUUUAAACGAAACCAUAUUAAACUUUAUAAACAUCUAGAAGCAAAAAAGUCGGUGGUUGUUAUAAAGAAUAAUGAUAAUUUAUGUCUUGCUACAACAUAUAACAUGUAUCGGUCAUGGGUCAUCGGUAUGUGUUGA
Dendronephthya gigantea is the source of this 816-nucleotide messenger RNA. RefSeq lists its product as uncharacterized. Lineage: Eukaryota; Metazoa; Cnidaria; Anthozoa; Malacalcyonacea; Nephtheidae. The record is from RefSeq and is a predicted model, not a curated record. The transcript has a single exon. The coding region runs from base 1 to 816 and encodes 271 amino acids.